AUGGAAUCUCUCUAUGAAAAAUACGACAAUAUACAAAAAGAUUAUGAAAAAAAACUUGAAGACUUAAAGCAAAGCAAAGAAACGAUUGAAGUAGAAGACGAAGAAGAAAUAGAAGAAGAUGAGGAAGAGGAAGACAUAGAAGUACCACCAGGAGUGUAUCCAGAAGAUAGUGAUUAUUAUUCAACUGUUCAAGAACUAGACGAAAACGAGGAACAUCAUUCAAAUGGUAAUGAUGAAGAUUCAUUAUUUUUACAAGAUUCAACUGGUCCAAACCCUGAGGAAUCACAAGAUGGAUCUUGGUUUGGUCCACAUGGCCCUAGUUCUAUCCACUUACCGACACCUGUCAGCGGAGGUAGAAAAAAACGCCAAAAGAUAAAGGAACAGAAUCUUGGCCGACAAUCAUCUGAAAAAUCCAAUAAGGGGCAACAAGGAAAAAAAGAAAUCGAUGAAUCGUAUCUUGGUAAAUACCAAAAUGAGCCAUACUACGGUACACUAAAGAUCUUGUAUGAAAGAAGCCCAUAUGAACUAUUUUAUAAUCUAAAAGAAUUGCUUAAUGAUAAAUACCAAACUGAAAAACGUAAAAUCGAUGAACAUUACUACAAUGAAUUAGAUGUUCUCUGUAAGCUUUUCACGAGAGACAAAUUUAAUGAUGAUAAAAAAAGCAUCAAGGAUAAAUACGAAGCUGCAGGUCAACUCACCAAUGGUCAUUGCCAAAAUGAAAUAAUGUUUAUCUUUAAAAAAUUCAACGAUGAUCAAAUGAACUAUGAAAAGAAGAUUCUUGAAUUAAAAUACCAAGAUAAAAAAAAAGCGCACGAUGCAGAAUUUGAUACUAAACUAAAGGCUAUCACUGAAAAAUACGAAGAUGAAAAAAGAAAAUUUGAAAAAAAACUUGUAGAUGAAUUAAAAAAAAGAAACCACGUCGAUGAAUUGUACAACGAAGUGCACUACAAGGUUGAUGCUGAGUUCAUGAAACGAGAUUUCGACAUUGCAGAUUACUACACUGGAAACAAAGAGAAAUACGAAAAAUACAAACAUACUGAAUUCGAAGAAGUGAGGAAAUUAGUCGAACAGAAAUACCAAACUGUAGGAAAGCGUUACGAUUCAAAUUACUACAGUAGAAGGCACAGAAAUGAAAAGAAAUAUGUCAACGAUAGGCACUUAACUUUAGGACUACCUCUCGAUAAGCAUUACUAUGAUGAAUUAAAAUUUCUCUUUGAAGUUUAUACCAGUUCUAGAUACGACAAUGAGAUGUGGCUUCUCAAUUUAAAAUACACAAAUGAAGGAAAAAAACGCGAUGAUGCUUAUGAAACUGAAAUGGAAUCUAUCUAUGCAAAACACGACAAAAAACAAAAAUAUUAUGAAAAAAAACUUCAAGACUUAAUGAAAAAGAGGAAAACAACUGAAGAAGAAGUAAAAGGUAAAAUAGGCAGUGCUAAAGCAAAAGGUAUUCUAGGAAAACUUUUUGCCACAGGAUCACCGAUUGGAUCUUUCACACCCACCUCGCGCGAAUGCCCAAGUGUAACUAUAAAUGGUGAUAUUUACAUGGAUGCCGAUGAAAAACUUAGUACAUUCAAAAAAGAACCAUACUACGAUGAAUUAAAGGAAUUAUACGAAAGAUACAAGCAUCAAAGUUUUUAUAAUGUAAAAAGGUUUAUCGAUGACAAGUAUGAUUUGCAACAGAGGGAUUACGACACUCAUUACUAUAAUGAAAUAGAUUUUAUGAUUAAAUUAAUGAUCAGAGAUAAAUUCCUUGAUGAGAAGAAUAGUAUCCUAGAUAAAUACAGAAGUGGAGAUCAUAAUGACGGUCGUUGCUACCGUGAAAUAGUUUAUCUCUUUAAAAAAUAUAACGAAGAACAAAUGAUGACCGAACAGAGAGUUCUUGAAUUAAGAUACCUGAAUGAAUAUCGCAUGCGAGGUCCAGAUUAUUUUCAAGAACUGUUGAUAAAGCAACAUAAUUAUAACAACAAAUGUAAAAUAUUUGAAAGAGAACUUGAAAAAGAAUUGAAGAAUCCAUUACAGAGAAAAAAAAACGAUAAAAGUGAAUUGUUUGAUGGUUUAUAUUACCACGAUGAUGAAGAAUUCAGCGACCGAACAUUCGACAAGGCAUCAUACUACGAUGAAAUGAAGAAAUUAUAUGAACAUUACAAACAUUCAGAAUUCGAAGAUAUAAAGAAAAUUGUCGAUAAAAAAUACGCCAAUUUGGGAACUUCUGCCAAUCAAAAUUACUACACAGAAAUAAAUCGUUUAUGUGACAUACUCCUUACUAAAAAAUACGAAGAAGAAAAAAAAUUUAUCACUGAAAGAUACUCAUAUUUAAAUAUGCCUCUCGAUAAACAUUACGUUGAUGAGUUAAAGUUUCUGCAUGAACAGUAUACGAAUAGUCAAUACGAUAAUGAAGUUUGGCUUCUCCGUUUAAAAUAUCAAAAUGAAGGACGACCAACUAACGAUAGAGCUUUUGAAAGAGAAAGGCAACCUAUCUAUAAAAAAUACGACAAAAAACAAAAAGAGUAUGUAAAAAAACUUCAAGAAGAAGUAGGGUCUAGAAGAGCAAAAGGUGAAGGUGAAAUGGCUAAUAAAGGGUACUCCCCUAAAUUAAGGCUUUCGCAAGGCAAACCCAAAGAUGGAAAUUACAGAAAUGAAUCAUACCGUCUUCAUUUAAUGACUAUGUAUGAUAAUUGUCAACAGGAAGAUCUUCAUAAUAUAAUAAAAUUGGUCACUGAUAAUUAUCAGGCUAUUGGAAGACCAUACGAUGACCAUUUCUACAAUGAAAUAGACGUGAUGUUUAAACUAUUUAAAAACGAAAAGUACAAACAUGAGAGAAGGAAUAUUAAAGAAAAGUAUGGAGGUUUUGGAUUAAACCGCGAUAAAUGCUUCAAUGAAAUAAUGUUCCUUUAUCAAAAAUAUAACGAUGAAAAAAAGGAUGCUGAAAAACAAAUUCUUGAUUUAAGAUACAAGUAUGGGGGUCGUCCUCAAGAUAAAGCAUAUUUUACUAAAAUAAUGGAGAUAAAUGGAAAAUACGCCGCUGAAAGAAAGGCUUAUAAAAAACAUCUUCAAGAAGAAUUGCAAUCAUCAAAAUCAGAUCCUUGUGAUUACUGUGGUGAAGAAUACAAAGGUAUUUAUUACGAUGAUGAUGAUGAAUUCAACGAUCCAAAUUUCGAUCUUCCACAUUAUUACAAUGAAAUGAAGAUUAAAUAUGAAAAAUAUCGACACUCUGAGUUCAAUGAUGCAAAAAAUUUCAUGGAUGAAAAAUAUAGAAAUGAAGGAAGACCCUACGAUGACGGCUACUACUGUGAACUAAACGCUUUGACAUAUAUGUUUUUGAAGGAAAGAUUUGAUAAGGAAAAAAAAUUUAUCGAAGAUAAAUACACAACUGUAGAUUUACCUCGUGAUAACAAAAAUUACUACUAUGAAGUAAAAUUUCUGGGUGAAAGAUUUCACUUCUUACAGCGUACAUAUGAACAUGCACUUCUAGAUUUGAAAUACUACAAUGAUGGAUUACCUCGCAAUGAAAACUAUUAUCUUGAACUUUCAGAUAUCUAUAAAAAAUAUGACAAUAAACAUAAAAAAUUUGACAAAGCACUUCAAGAUGGGAUAGCGAACAAAAAAUACAAUUUUACUGAAGAACCAGAUGAAGAUGAUUUAAGAAACCUAGAUUAUCAUAGUAAAAUGAUGUCUUUGUUUAAGAAGGAAACACGUGAUCAUGACGCUAGUAUACAAUACAACAUGAACAUAAAGGCUUUGAAGGAAAACAACAAACUUGAUGAAUUCCAGAUUGUAAAAAAACUUCUUGAUGAUAAAUACACUUCUAUAGGAAGGCCUUUCGAUGAUCAUUACUACAAUGAAUUAGAUUAUAUUCUUAAAAGUUUAAACUUGGAAACAUACCACAAUCUAAAAUGUAGGAUAAGGGAAAGAUACAGUAUUUCUGGAAAUUUGGGAGAUGAGACUAGCUACCGUCAUGCAUUGUUUACCUACCAUUUAUACCAGCAAGAAAAUUUGAAUAACGAUAAAGCGAUCAUCAAUUUAAAAUAUCAACGUCGAGGACUUCCGCACGAUGAUAGUUAUCACAGAGAAAUAAAUGCGCUCUCUACAAGAUAUGAAAGAGAAAGUAAAAAUUAUGAAAAAAAACUUAAAGCGGAAAUGGAAACUGAAUUCAAUGAGAGGGAAUACUUUGCUGAAUUUUACGAAGCUCCGAAUUACAAAAAUGAUGAAGAAUUCGGACAUUCUGGUUUUGACUUUUACUUAUACUACAGUGAAGCGAAGUUUGCAUUCCAAAAAUACGAACAUUCUGAAUUCGAUGAAGUAAAAAAAAUUGUCGAUAAAAGGUUCAUUGAUGAAGGAAGAUUGUUCGAUGAUAGUUACUACAGUGAAUUAAAGCGACUCGCUGACGUUUGUACCACUGAAAAAUACAAAGAAGAAACAAAAAAUAUCACUGAAAAGUACAAAAAAUUAGGGCAGACUCAAGUUUCUGAGUAUUACCAUAGGGAAUUAAUGGAUGCCUUUAGUUGGUACAACCAUAAACUAAGUUUAACUGAAAUGUGGAUUACACAUCUAAAAUAUCAAAAUGAAGGAAAGUCGCGUGAUGAAUCUUUUCAUAGUCUGAUGCAAAUUAUAGGUGACAAAUAUGAAGAAAAAAGAUUAAGGUAUGCAGGAAAACUUGGAAUACAUUUUACUAGGUACAAAGGAAGAGAUUAUAAUUAUAAUCAGGAUGAUGUAAACCCUGAUGCUGAAAAUCACAGUGAAUACUACAAUAAGUUACAACGUAUGCUUGCAAAAUAUAGCAAUGAAGAAUUCGAUAAAAUAAAAAAAGAUAUUGAUGAAAAAUACAAACUUGAAGCAAGACCUUUCGAUAAACAUUACUACAGUGAAUUAGAACGUGUCUCUUAUGGAAAAUGCAAUGAUAAAUAUAAUGAUGAAGUAGAAAAGAUCCAUCUAAGAUACCAAAGAGAAGUCAGACCUCGCGAUAAACACUACUACAAUGAAUUAAUGAGUGCCUUUGCAAAAAACAGCGAAGAAAAAUUUAAUUUGGGAAAGGUGAUCCUCGAUUUAAAAUACAAAAACCAAGGACGUCCUUUCGAUGAAAGUUAUCGUAAUUCUGUAAAGAAACUUUAUGAAAAAUUAGUUGCUGAUAACGGCCAGCAGCAGAAUAAGCUUGACGCUGAAUUGAAUGGCAGAACUGCAACUAAUGACUUUCACUCCGCACAAUAUAAAGGCCCUGUUGAUUUCGUCGAUGAUGAUAUGACCGAAGAAGAUAAAAAAAAUGAACAAUACUACAAUAAGCUAAAGGAAAUUCGUGAAAAAUGCAACAAAAAUCAGUUCGAUACCGUAAAAAAAAUUGUCGAUAAAUCAAAAGAUGCAAAAGAAGGCGACGAUGAAGAUUACUAUAAUGAAUUACGUCGUGUCGGUGCAGAUAAGAUCAAUGAACAAUACAAAAAAGAAAAAAAAGCUAUCAAGGACAAAUAUAAAGGACAAAAAGGAUUACCUCGUGAUGACGAUUACUACUAUCAAUUAAUGCGCCUCUUUGAGAAAUACAACGAUGAACACUUGAACCAUGAAAAAUUGGUCCUAGAAUUAAGACACAAGAACGAAAAUUUGCCUCAGGAUGAAAGGUUUCAUGCUCUAUUAAAGCAUUUCUAUGAAAAAUGUGUAUAUGAUAAACAAGCGUAUCAAGAGAAGUUUCUAGACAAAAUCCGUAAAAAUAAAGCUCCUUCUGGAAAAUACGAUGAUGGAGAUAAUGAUGACGCUCAGGAUUUCAGCACACAUAGGAGUAGCCCACAAAGUCUUACAGAUGGUGAAUACAAAAAAAAACUUAACAGAUUGUUGAAAUCAUACGACCCUACAGAAUUCCAUAAUCUAAAACAAACCCUUGAUGGAGAAUACCAAUCUUCAGGAAAGAGCAUAGAUGCUGAUUACUUCAAAGAAUUAAAAACUCGCGCUACUAAAAAUGUCAAGGAUAGACAUGAUGAAGCGAAAAAUACUAUCAUUAGAAUAUACAAGCAAAUACCUGGUGGACGACGUUGUGAUGAAUUCUACAAAGAAUUAAUUGAACUCUUUUAUAAAUAUAACGACGAGAAAUUCAACAACGAAAAGUAUAUCCUCGAGUUAAAAUACGAAAGAGAAAGACUUCCUCGCAGAGAAGAAUAUCACAAACAAGUAAGGAGUAUCUUUGAAAAUAUCCAAAGUGAAAAAGAUAAAUAUGAACUGAAAAUGCUAGAAGAAUUGAUCAAGAAAAAAAAUAAAGCCCGUUCAAAACAACAACAAGAAGGUGAUGAUGAUGAAGAAGAAGGAGGAGAAGGAGAGGGAGAAGGAGCAAUAGAAGUAACAUAUGAUGAUGAAGAUGAAGAUGAAGAAAGCGAGAAAACAGAAUCCAAAGAACAACAGUUGAAAAAGCAACAAUACGAUGAAGAAGUAAAAGCUCUUAAUAAAACAUUCGAAGUUGAAGAAAAACGUCACCAGGAAUCUUACGCCAAUGAAUUAAAAGGCCUCUUUGAUAAAUACAACAAGAAUAUUAAGUCUUUGUUAGAAAUACACGAUAAAGAAAACCCUAAUAAAAAUUAUGUGAAAGAAAAAAAAGAUCUAGACGUAAAAUACAAAAAAGGAACAAAAGAUGCUGCUCUCGGUGAUGAUUACUACGGUGAAUUCAAGGCUCUCUUUGAUAAAUACCCAACUGUGAAUUACAACAGGGAAAUGAAAGCUCUAGAUGAUAAAUGUGCUACUGAAAAAGCAGCUCAUGAUUCACAUUAUACCGAAAAAAAUAAAGUUCUCACUGAGAAAUACAAUACUCAAUUAAAAAUUCUUUGUGAAAAAUACGAUCAACAGUUUCCUGGUUACACAAAAUCAGCAAAAGGACCACUAGGGACACAAGGAGGCAAGUCCAAAACUAAAAAAGCCGCCGCACCAAAUCAAAGGAAACCAUUAAGAUAA
Messenger RNA from Plasmodium cynomolgi strain B, 6921 nucleotides. RefSeq lists its product as hypothetical. NCBI's taxonomy places the organism in Eukaryota, Apicomplexa, Aconoidasida, Haemosporida, Plasmodiidae. The coding region runs from base 1 to 6921 and encodes 2306 amino acids. The transcript is spliced from 2 exons. The record is from RefSeq and is a predicted model, not a curated record.